UGUAGUAAGAUGCUGUGGAGUCACUAUUUGUCUUCUCUGUGCCGUACUGCCCUCCCCGUGACCCCCCUCCAUUAUGUGUGCUAGUCAUAAUGCCCUUUAAUUCCCUUCCGCCUCUCUCCCAACACACCCUUUCUCAGUAUGUUUUAUCAUUUUCACUGAAGUUUGCCAGCGGUCCCGUCCGCAUCCCGUACACCUGAGGGAACGUUUCCCUCCGUGCUGGAUGCAGCGUCCUCUCCAUAGCAACAAGGUUCGCGCCGUAGAGCGAGCGGCUCUAGGUCUGAGGAACGUGGUGUCGUCAAGCCGCGAGUGUCGUAAACCAGGUGCGGUGCGGAGAGGCGCAGGACGUGGCUGGAGCACUGGGACGGCCGCAGGAGGAGCAGACGGACUUUUCCAGGUGUGGGCGCGGAAAGCCAACGAGCCGGCGGUGCAGCAACGAUAACUGUGGCAUUGCAAGAGGCUUUUGUCCUGUAAGCUACUGGAGAGUGUUUACCCCACACUUGGCACGAACUCUGAGGCCCUUUUGCCCUUUGGUAUGAAAAGGCAUCAGGGCGGCUGGGAUGAAACGUGAGCAUUUACCUCUGCCACUGCAGGACAGGCAGUCAAGGCUGUGACGGUCUUGUGUGAGGAAGACCCAUCAAGACCCUUUGAGCUGCAUGUCCAUGUGACUGAAGAUGGCUAUGGCUGGGGCCUCUGGCAGUGGCUCGCAGGCCAUUUGCCUUCAACAUCCCCAGGGAAUGGUAAAGCAGACAACUUGGUCCACGACAGAAGACAAUGUAGGCUGUAGCCCACUGGGAGACCUGCCCCUGACUUUUAGAGAAGUCAGCAGAGCCUUAGCAGAUGUGCAUUGUGACUGCAUCUCACAUCCACCUGGACACUACAUGGCCCUGGACAUUUUGACACAUGGACCAGUGAUGGCUGGCCAGUCUGACACCUUGGGGAGAAGACUUGGAAGCUGGCCUCCUGUGUGUUCCUGGAAUAACCACAGAGUGGUCCUCCCAAAUUCUGGUAGUGUACCCAAAAUGGUAAGAGUAUCUUACCAGGGAGUUUUUUCUUAUCACUGUGGCCAGUGCAUGUGGCUCCCGUAGCCCUUCAUAUCAACCCAUGAGUAACUCCCACAGGAGAUGGGUGAAGGUCUGGUAUGCUAAAGCAGGAUGGGAUCCCAUUCCUGCCACUGUCUUAUCACAGGACCACCCUUUUACAUGCAUCCUACCUGAUGGACAAGAUUUGUCUCUGUUGAUGCCAUUAAAACAUGUAUCUUAUCACCCUUACAGUAAUUCUCUUCUUCAGUCUUAGUGGAUUGGGCAUGCCCUCCAGCAACAGCUGCUGCCUGCUGCGCAUGCCUGGAGACCCCUGCCGGUUCAGCUGCUGGCCUUCCGUGGACAUUGCCAUAGCUGUCUUUGCACUGGGCCAUUGUGGAAGUUGGAGGCACAUAAAUUGUGAGGUGUGCUGUGUCAUCUCCUGGAAGAAACCUCUCUUUUGCCGACUUUCUCGACGGUUGCUGCUGAAGGGCAUCCACAAUCAGAGAAGAGACAUGGAGACACACAGACGGAAGAGGCAGCUUUGUGAGGACGGAGGCAGAGGUUAGGCUGACAUGGCAACUAGCCAAGGAGCGCCAAGGAGAGCGGCAGCCCCCGGAAGCUGGAAGAGGCCUGGAGCACAUUCUCCCUCCCUCUCCACCAUGAACCACCCUGCCACACCUUGACCUUGGACAUGUGCCUCCAGACAGCGAGAGGAUAAGGUUCUGCUGUUUAAGCCACCCAGUCUGUGGUAUUUUGUUAUGGCCACCUCACCAUGGACAGUGCAGAGUCCACAAAACUCUGUAAACAGAGCAAUUAAUCAAUCAUUAUGCCGUUCUUAUGGCAUCACACAAAAGGUCCCAGGGUGCAAUGAUAUAAGGCACUGGAGUAGGGAGGGUGGAGCUUUGAGCAAAUGGGUUUGUAGCCUUCUUUUACAAGCUGAAACUCAUGAAUGCUGUUAGUUUUUCUGCUCAAUCGACCAUCUCUUAUUCUAUGUUCACUGUGUUAAGACAGUCGGGAGUUUAGCUUGAAAUACGGAGGUGUAGGCAAACAUGCUUCCUUCUUUCCAGAAAUGUCAGGGGAGAUGAGAUGAAAACACUAAGUCAAUCAAAGAUAAAAAAUAUUAAAUUAAGUGCCUCAGCUGAGUGUUAAAAGAGAUAUGUGCGCAAAAAGGUAGUAUUAAAGUAUGAAUAUACGAAGCAAUGGGCAAAGUUAUAGUGGACUUUCAGCUACUAUUAUAACAAUUGGAUUUCUGAGAAAGGCACCCCACCAGUGACUGGGAAGUUCAAGAACAUUUAGUCACUGUAACUGUAUGUUCUGUCUAUCGGUUGCCCCUAAUUUGCACAAAAGCAUCACGUAACACUUUGUAAAGAGAUGUUUAUUGACUUGAUCAAUAUAAUGCCUAAUAUAGAAAUUCAAAACAACAUAUGUGCUAUAAUCAUUGCUGCAAUCAUUCUUGUUUUCAUUAGAGAUGGUUGAUGAAAUUGUUGAGAAAUUUCAUUCUUGAUCAGAGCUCAGGAGGAGCAGAAGGUGCUCACUUGGGGUGGACAGAGAGAGUCCAGAGAACCAGAUAAGCUGGUGCUCAUUAGUGUCCUACUGCAUGUUACCAGGAUAUAUAAUACUCCACUGGGACACCGGAAAGUGAAAUGAACAUUCAGAAGUCCUACUCAUCACGUGCACUACAUUAACAGCCUCUUCAUCCCCGGGUUUUAUUCACAGAGUCAGCUGAGGUCUCUGGUGGUGUGGGAUCCAGCUUCCCGGAAGAACAAA
Molecule: messenger RNA, 2786 nt
Organism: Manis javanica (Malayan pangolin)
Lineage: Eukaryota; Metazoa; Chordata; Mammalia; Pholidota; Manidae
Source: RefSeq, a predicted model, not a curated record